AUGGCAUCAAUGAUGUUAUAUAAUAAUACAAGGAGUAUAUGUAGUGCUGUCAGGAGAGGCGUUGUUUCAUACUCUACUACUGCUGCUGCUGCCUCGAGGUCUGAACGUUCAUUGCCUCCUGCUCUUAUUACAACGAUCGGUGACUUCAAGUCCAAAUAUGACUUUAACAACAAGACAGUUAGAAUACUAAGUGGCAUGCAACCUACCAAUGGCGGUCUACAUAUCGGCAACUACAUUGGUGCAAUGAUCAACUGGGUCGACUUGCAAGAUACAAUCAUAGCUUCAUCUUCAAAUAACAACAAGACUGCUCCACCUCAACAUGAACUAUUGUUCUCUAUUGUUGACCUUCAUUCACUUACCAACAAAACAGUCACAGCUGCGCAGUUGAGGAAGAAUACACUGGACGUAGCCAUUGAGUACAUUGCAUGUGGUAUCGAUCCAACCAAAGUCACACUCUUCUGUCAGUCUGCAGUGCCAGCUCACUCUGAGUUGGCAUGGAUACUCAGUUGUCACACUGCCAGUGGACGUCUAGAGAACAUGGUCCAGUUCAAGGAGAAGAGCAAGAAGAAUACAUCAUCAACGAACAAUUCUACUUAUGGACUGUUGGCUUAUCCAAUAUUGAUGGCUGCCGAUAUCUUGCUGUACAAGUCUACUCAUGUACCAGUUGGAGAGGAUCAAACUCAACAUGUUGAGCUGACACGUAAGAUCGCACAAGCCUUCAACUCACAUUAUAAGACCGACUACUUCCCUCUUCCACAAAUCGUCAAUUGUACUGAGUCCAACAGGAUAAUGAGUUUAGUCAACUCUGCUACAAAGAUGAGCAAGUCUGACCCGUCGGAACACUCGAGGAUCAAUCUGACAGACUCGGACAAGAUUAUAACGAGCAAGAUAAUGAAGGCUGCUACAGACGCAACGAUUGGUAUAACAUACGACAUUGAGAACAGACCAAACAUUGCCAAUCUAUUGUCGAUAGCAUCGGCCAUGUCUGGACAGCCCAUUCCAGACAUUGCCCACGAGUUCAAAGAUCAAUAUCAUAGCAAGUUCAAGGAGUACCUGGCACAGACAGUGAUCAACCGCAUUGCACCAAUACGCAACAAGAUAGAACACUACCAAGCCAAUCCCAAACAGGUCAAGGACUACCUGGCAGAGGGUGCCGAGAAGGCAUCCAAACUGGCUGGACACAACCUGAACGAGAUCAAGGAACUGAUUGGUAUAUUCAACGACUACAACUAA
Molecule: messenger RNA, 1233 nt
Organism: Acytostelium subglobosum LB1
Lineage: Eukaryota; Evosea; Eumycetozoa; Acytosteliales; Acytosteliaceae
Exons: 3
Coding region: 1-1233 (410 amino acids)
Biological process (GO): tryptophanyl-tRNA aminoacylation
Cellular component (GO): mitochondrion
Molecular function (GO): tryptophan-tRNA ligase activity; ATP binding
Source: RefSeq, a predicted model, not a curated record